GAAAGUGGAGGGGUGCCGGGAUGGGGAAAACGCGAGUAGGACAUUUCGGCGCGCGAAAUCUACAGCAGGAAGAGAGAAACGGCGAGUUUUUGGUUUUGAGUCAAUCAAACUAAAUUCCAUAAUCUACAAACAUCUACAUUAAUAUGGCAGAUCCGAAGGAAACACCAGAAGAGCAGGAGACUUCAACAGACAAUGCAGAAGAAUCAAACCACGAUCCGCAUUAUGAGCCCAUCGUGUCUCUUCCAGAGCAGGAUGUGAAGACACUAGAGGAGGACGAGGAGGAACUGUUCAAAAUGCGGGCGAAGCUCUACCGCUUUGCCUCUGAGAACGACCCACCAGAGUGGAAGGAGCGCGGCACAGGCGACGUCAAGCUCCUGAAACACAAAGAGAAGGGCACCAUCCGCCUAUUGAUGAGGCGAGACCGGACCUUAAAGAUCUGUGCCAAUCACAACAUUUUCCCUGUGAUGGAGCUGAAGCCCAACGCCGGCAGCGACAGGGCAUGGGUAUGGAACACACUUGCCGACUUCGCUGAUGAGCAUCCCAAACCUGAACUCCUGGCAAUCCGUUUCCUCAAUGCAGAAAAUGCUCAGAAAUUUAAGGUGAAGUUCGAUGAAUGCAAGGAGGAAGUCCGAAAAUCUCAAGACGGAUCAGGAGAAAACACUGACAGUGCAAACAAAGUGGCAGAGAAACUGGAGGAACUAUCUGUAAAAGACAAGACCAAGACAGAGGAAAAGAGGGAGGAGGAAAAGGAGAAAGUGGCAGCAGAAGAGAAGAAAUGAAGAACUUGCUUUACUGAUCUUCAACUUGUCAUUUUCUACAAUAGACUCUAAAGAAACUGAAUUUGGACACUUGCAUAUUGAUUUAUUUAGUUUUUUUUUUAAUGAUUUGUUUACCUUGAGAUCACAAGACCUUGGUGCUGCAAAAAAAAAUGAUCCAUUCAUUAAAAUGUGCCCCUCCCCACCCGCCC
Molecule: messenger RNA, 967 nt
Organism: Oncorhynchus gorbuscha (pink salmon)
Lineage: Eukaryota; Metazoa; Chordata; Actinopteri; Salmoniformes; Salmonidae
Product: ran-specific GTPase-activating protein-like
Exons: 6
Coding region: 144-779 (211 amino acids)
Biological process (GO): nucleocytoplasmic transport; positive regulation of mitotic centrosome separation
Cellular component (GO): cytoplasm; nuclear pore; centrosome
Molecular function (GO): GTPase activator activity
Source: RefSeq, a predicted model, not a curated record